AACCGACGAACACAGGCUGAAGGCAAACUCUCCGGCGAUCACAACGGUUGCUCUCCGUCGCUCUCUGCAUUGCUCAUUCGACCUAGACAGUGUUGUUGGGAAACCUUCAUCGAUUACUAAGUGAGCAAGAAAGAGGAAGGAAAGGAGGAGAAACAAAAUUAAAAUUAAAGUUCUUUUAAGAAUUGUCUGUAUUCAUCUUUCCCACUUUCUCCUACACCUCGCUCGAUCUGCCCAACCGAAGAACACAGGCUGAAGGCAAACUCUCCGACGAUCACAACAGUUGCUCUUCGCCGCUCUCUGCAUCGCUCAUUCGACCUAUACAGUGUUGUUGGGUAACCUUCAUUGGUUACUAAGUGAGCAAGCAAGAGGAAGGAAAGGAGGACAAAGUAUCACAGACAAGGAAGAAGGAGGAAGAAAGGGAGAAAUUGCCAUUGGCAAUUGCUGAUCAGAGAAAGAAAAGAUGGUGGAAGAGGAUAACAUCUACUCCAUUCCAAGGGGCGGUCCUAUUUAUACCCCUACUCUUGUCAGUGCUUUGACUAGGGUUCCUUACUUCCAGAAUUCUAUUCUGCGAGAACUUCAUGAUUUAAAGCUUGAAUUGGAUUCGGAUUCAUCUCUACUUGCUGAUGCUGAUGAUAUUUCUGUUGAUGAUCUGAAGAUUCUUUCUGAUAAAGAUUUGGUUGAACUUGCUCUCAAGGAAGCUUUUAAGGAAGGUGAGGAUGGUGAAAAUGCUUCACAAGUUUCAGAAAAAUGCCCCACUUCACUGUCAAAAAAUAAGCAAUUGGAGAGCUCUCAUGAAGGAGAUGAUAUUGCAGCUUCAAGUGAUGUCAAACGUGGAAGAUCUUCUAGAAACUGUUCUAAUGGAACCAUGAUAAGAAAGAAAAAAGGCUCAAAGAAGAGGAGGAGAAAAGUUAAUAAUCAUCCUGUUGAAAGCUAUGUUGCAAAGGUGGAGGGACUUGCAAAAGUUAAACUGAAGCAAGAUGAAGAUAAAGCAACAGCUAGACUGCACUGUUUGAGUGCCAGCAGCAAAAUCAAUGACUGUGCCAUUCCAUCUUCAGAGGGCAUUGAGAGAAUGAAAUCCCUCAAGUCUACAAAUUCAGCAAGAAAGGUAACAGCAUCAGAUAUUAAGGAGCACAUACCUGUGGCGUGCCCAGAAGUUGUUCUUUGUGUUGAGGUUUACCAUAACAUACGAAAAUGGUCAAAAACCCAAGAGUUCCUGGUCCUUGGUCAACAAACCUUGACUGAACUGAGGGAUAAGAUAUAUUGCUUGUCAGACCAAGUGAUGCAAAAGGCUGGAAAGCAUGAUCCUUCUGGGUAUUUCCUUAUAGAAGACAUGUUUUACAAUGAUUUAAGGGAUCCCUCUGCUACAGAUUAUAGCAAACCAAUACUAGAUUGGCUUAAAAACUCAAAAGAUGAUGCUCAAAAGAAAUGGGACUGCAUAUUAACUGGUCAGCUACAAAAAAAGCAUAAAGCAAUUUUAGGCAGUUCAACAAACUCACAACUGCCUCACUUUGGAGCUGUUGACAUGAACAAGACACAGUUCUGUGACUUGAGGUUUCGACUUGGUGCUGGUUACCUCUAUUGUCAUCAGGGGGAUUGCAAACAUACAGUUGUGAUUAGAGACAUGAGGUUGUUUCAUCCUGAGGAUGUAAACAACUGGGCAGCUUAUCCAAUAGUCAUCUUUCAACAAAAAACCCUUGUCCAGAAAUGCAAUGUUUGCAACAUUUAUAGAGGUACUAAGGUCACCGUGGAUGAUAAGUGGGCAAUGGAGAACCCUUGUUAUUUUUGUGAUCAUUGUUAUGCUCUUCUUCAUUCUGAGGAUGGCCCUUCAUAUUCAAACUUUUCAGUGUAUGAUUAUUUGCAUGAUUGAAGGAAAAAAUGUGUAUUGGCAUCAUCAUGUUCUGACAAGAAGACAGUUAUUCCACCACCUGUAAGCCAUCCAUGAAAAUGCAUUUCACAAACAAGUAUGUAAGUGCUCAAGUGAUCCAUGCUCCAACUUUCACCAUUGCUUCAUUUGCAAGCUCACAGGAGAAAGCCUUAAUAUCGAGCCCUGGCUUGCUGCUCAGAUAUAUAGCUGCUGUUUUCAUUCUUCUUAAAGCCAGAGCAGACAUAUCAUGGUAUAGUGAAGGCUGUCAUUGAAUAUUUGAGGCAUGCAGGUGUCAAGAUGCUUUAAUUUUGGAAAAAAUUACAGAAAUCUUAACUGUAAGUUUGCUUCUUAGCAAUUAAUCUUUGAUCUUGAAAGAUUGCAAUAGUGAAAUCCAUGAAAAUGUACUUUUUCUAUCUUGUGUUUGGUUGCUGUGGCUGUUCAUUGUUGAUCCUUAGUUUGAUCAUCAGUUUGGUCUCAUGUUCUCAUCUCAGUGUUGUGUAUGCUCUUAAUAGUCUUAUUGCUCGGUGUAGGUCAUUGAAACAUCAUUUCCUUCUGUUACCCAUUGUUGCACUUAAUAGGAACAAAUUUGAAGGGAUUAUUGAAAUUCCUGCCAGAAAAUGUUUUGUCCUAUUUGUUUCUGUAAUUUAUUUUUAUAUAUAGUUACUUCAUGAGUAAUUCUGCUUAGGCCUGAAAAGUAGAGUGAGGUAACUAAAUUCUGUUUGGUAUGAACCAUGAAGGCAUUAUUUUUAUUUGAUGCCAUCGAAAUGUUUUAUUUUAUCCCAAAAAAUUGCCUUGUGUCCG
Messenger RNA from Rubroshorea leprosula, 2665 nucleotides. NCBI's taxonomy places the organism in Eukaryota, Viridiplantae, Streptophyta, Magnoliopsida, Malvales, Dipterocarpaceae. The record is from the annotation of a GenBank genome assembly.